This is a messenger RNA of Brachypodium distachyon (stiff brome), 1149 nucleotides long. Its product is annotated as protein RESTRICTED TEV MOVEMENT 2. The record is from RefSeq and is a predicted model, not a curated record. The transcript is spliced from 2 exons. NCBI's taxonomy places the organism in Eukaryota, Viridiplantae, Streptophyta, Magnoliopsida, Poales, Poaceae. Bases 59 to 970 code for a protein of 303 amino acids.
CAGCAGCAGCAGCAGCAGCACAAGCAUUUCAUUACACACAUUCAUCGAACUGAAAGCCAUGGACACGAGGGGCAUCAGCCGCACCUUCGAGGACUACGCUCCAAUCGUGGAGUGGAGCCACGCCGCCGACGCCAGCACCGUCAAGAUCAUCGUCCCAGGGUUCAAGAGGGAGGAGAUACGGGUGCUGGUGGACAACCACGGGCACCUGCGGACGCGCGGGGAGCGGCCGCUGGAAGGCAGCAAGUGGAGCCGCUUCCAGAAGGACUUCCAGCUCCCCUCCGACUGCAACGUGGACGGCAUCCGCGCCAAGUUCGAGAACGAGGCGCUCACCAUCACGCUCCCCAAGAAGAACCCUUCGCCCGCGGCCAUCCCCAUGCCGAUGCCUAUUCCGGCCAAGCCAGAGCCCGUGAGGCCCGCGCCGGCGUCCGCGGCGCCGCUGCCGCCCCGGAGGCCGCCGCCGGCUCUUCCUGAGCCGGCCUUCCCCGAGCGCAGGCCGUCGCUGCCCAGGAAGCCGUCGGCCCAGGAGCCCGCAUGGCCCGCUCCAGCACCGGCGCCGGAAGUGAUGGAGUCCCAGAUCCCGAACAAGUACAACGGAGGAGCCGCUGCAGCUGCCACCGCAGAGCUCCAGAAGAAGCAGCAGGCUGAAGCUGUGGCGGCCGAAGAGGAGGAGAUGAAGCGGAGGGAGAGGGAGGCGAGGGGGAAGAUGGAGGAAGACAACAGGAAGAUGAUGGAGGAGAGGAAAUUAGCCAAUGAGGAAGAGGAGGAGAGGAGGAGGAUGAUGGGGGAGAUGGAGAUGGCGCAGCAGCGGAGGAGGCCGGCCACGGCCACGGCCGCUAGCCGCGGGCUGCUGGUGAACGUGGCGGUGGCCGUGGUGGUGCUCGUGGGGAUCACCGUGUACGUGUGGCAUAACCUCACCAGCGCUGCCGGCGGCGGCGGCCAUGGCAACGGGAGCUACGGCGACGAGAUGUGAAGAUUGUGAAUGUGAUGGAACACGCGCGCCGGCGCAAAGUGUGAGCGACUGGAGUUCUUAGAUAUAUGGGUCAAGGACACUCAAGUUUAAAUGGAUACGAGUAUAUAUGUGUGGUUAAUUUGUCUGUCGAUCCUAUGGUGUCACGGCAUUGAAAAGGCAUGGUUGGUUGGUUGAAACGA